AUGAGUACCAGUGUGGCAUUGUUGAGUCUGGUAUUGCUGAAAAUCAUCCAAAAUGCAGCUUCUAGACAGGCACCUCCUCAGGGCUUCAGAUAUGCCUCUUAUGAUGUGAUCAUCCCAAGGAAGCUGUCUCCCAAGUAUGGGCAAGAAGAACCCCAGCAUGUGAGCUAUCUCCUGCACAUUGAAGGAAAUCCCCAUGUGGUAUUUCUCAGGCAAAGAAGGAACUUCAUCCCAAAGGUCUUUCCUGUCUUCACUUAUGAUACAGCCGGAGAUCUCCAGGUGGAUCAUCCAUUUAUCAAGGAUGACUGCUUCUACCAUGGAUUUAUACAGAGAAAGUCCUCUUCUCGAGUCAUCCUCAGUACAUGUUCAGGAGGACUGAGAGGUCUCCUUCAAAUGGAAAAUAAGACCUUUGAAAUUGAACCAGUCCAGGAAUCUUCUACCUUUCAACACGUGGUGUUUCGGUUAGAAGUGGAGGAAGGGGCUCUCCGAAUGAUUUGUGAAGUAGGAGAGGAACAACAGAGUCAUCAAGAGGACAUAAUUCCUGAAACAGACAAUCUUGGAAACAAAGAUAUUUUUGGUAAAUCCUGGUGGCCACAUACUAGAUAUGUUAAAGUGGCAAUUGUGAUUGAUUACGAACUAUUUUUGCAGUUUCACAGAAAUGAAUCUUUUAUUACGAUGCGAGUUCUAGAUAUUGUCCACACUGCAAAUUCAUUCUAUGAUUCUCUUUCUGUUCAUUUGUCAAUAGCAGGAUUAGUAAUCUGGUCACAAAAAAAUCUCAUAAACAUUACCCAUAGAGCAGAGGACACACUUUCCUCAUUUAAAAUUUGGAGAACAAACCAUCUGCUUACAAUUUUAAAAAAUGAUGUUGGUCACUUAUUCGUAUAUAAAGAUUUUGGGAUAACACUAGGAACUGCAUAUGUUGGAACUAUAUGUAGCAUUUACGCGGCAAGUGCUGUUGAAUCCUAUACAACUCCCAGUUUGUUUCUUAUGUCUGUCAUAUUUACCCAUGAACUGGGACAUGUUCUUGGAAUGAUACAUGAUGGAAAAUAUUGUCAUUGUGGAAAGAGUGAAUGCAUUAUGGCACCAUAUGCAGCAGAGACUGAUAAAUUUAGUAACUGCAGUUAUAAAGAUUACUUCCGCCGUAGAAACACUGGGUGUUUAUUUGUCCCACCAGACACUAACACAACAUUUAAAUUUGAAUCCUGUGGUAACCAAAGAGUGGAAAAAGGAGAGCAGUGUGACUGUGGGUCAGAAACACAAUGCAAGUCAGAUCCCUGCUGUCAAGCUAAUUGUAUGUUGCGCCCUGGGGCUGUUUGUGCCUUUGGACUGUGCUGUGCUAACUGCCAAUAUCGUCAACAUGGAACUGUUUGCAGAGAGAAGAUUAGCAGUUGUGAUCUCCCUGAAUAUUGCAAUGGGACUUCGGAGCACUGUCCAGAAGAUGUGCAUGUGCAAGAUGGUGCCAUGUGCAAUGAUGGCGUGUAUUGUUAUCAUGGGAACUGCACGACUCAUGAUAUGCAGUGCAAAACGAUAUUUGGUAGUGGAGCAACAGUCUCUUCUGAACUUUGUUUCAUAGAAAUGAAUAAUAAAGGUGAUCGCUUUGGCAACUGUGGCCUUAAACAUGGAAUUUACAAGAAGUGCGAUACUGGGGAUAGCCUGUGUGGCCGUAUCCAGUGUAAAAGUGUAGAAAUGCCUUCUUUGGAGGAUCACAGUACAAUAAUUCAUACUUCCAUUAAAUUUGAAGAUUGCUGGGGCACUGACUACCACACUGGGAUGAAGGUAAAUGAUGUUGGAGCAGUGAGAGAUGGAACUCCUUGUGGCAAUAACAUGAUGUGUAUUGAGGGUAGUUGUCUCAAUGUGUCCAUUUUGAAAUAUGACUGUAAUGUCGCAAUGUGCCACGAUCGGGGAGUUUGUAACACCCUCAAACACUGUCACUGUGAUGUUGGAUGGGCCCCUCCGGACUGCAGAAAUAAAGGCUAUGGAGGUAGCAUAGACAGUGGGCCACCUCCAGUUUCAGUACAGGCUAAAGCUAUUAUGAAAACCUCAGCUGUAGUUGGAAUAGUCUGUGCUUUUUGUUUCACAAUUGUUUGUACUGGUCUGGUUAUCUGGUUCAAGAAUGGGCUAAGAAACCCAUCUGGAAAAUUUCAGGGAAGAGUCCAUGCUAUGAAAUCAAAUGAUGAAGGACCACCAGUGUAACUCACCUUUGGUAAGAAUGAAAAACCCAUCCAGUAUAAGCACAGUCAGUUUGAAAAGCAAAGACAUCCAAAAUUUCAUUGUUUAAAGAUGUCUCCCAGACACAUUUUGUAUUGGGAAAUUUGUCUUCAGAGGGGAAGAAACCCCCCGAUCUAUGUAAAGUAGAAUUCACUCAGAAUAAGUCAA
This is a messenger RNA of Ahaetulla prasina, 2373 nucleotides long. RefSeq names its product disintegrin and metalloproteinase domain-containing protein 20-like. The transcript has a single exon. The coding region runs from base 1 to 2190 and encodes 729 amino acids. Gene Ontology annotation, biological process: proteolysis; male gonad development. The record is from RefSeq and is a predicted model, not a curated record. Gene Ontology annotation, cellular component: sperm head plasma membrane; external side of plasma membrane; plasma membrane. Gene Ontology annotation, molecular function: metalloendopeptidase activity. Lineage: Eukaryota; Metazoa; Chordata; Lepidosauria; Squamata; Colubridae.